CCACCGGAGUCAUCCGCGGCACAAACCCAAUGAGCUUAGAGAAAGUGGGCCGUCUCUGCGCUCUGCGUGGCCCUUCCUGCUUCAGCCUCAACUUUCUGCCUCACUCGUGUUUCCUGGCCUCAUCUCUCUCACACAGAAGAGCCCAAAAAGUGUCCGGCUGCUUUAGAAUCACAACGGACUGGAGUCGGGAUAUAUCUUUAAAUCUUCCGCGCUGGGAAAUAGAGCUCAAAACCGAAGUUUAGUUAGGUUUUUUUAAAUUGUUUUUGUUUAAAUUUACUUUUGCGGGUUUGAGUAGGAAGCAGAGACAGAAGUCUCUGAGUUAAGUCUGUAUGAGUGUUUGAGAAGGAAAAAGCAGCAGGAUGAUCGCAGCUCAGUUAUUAGCCUACUUCUUCACAGAGCUGAAGGAUGACAAAGCUAAAAAGAUUGAUAAGUACCUGUAUGCCAUGCGCUUCUCUGAUGAGACGCUGCUGGACAUCACCAAGCGCUUCAGAGCGGAGCUGACCAGAGGUCUGGGCGGCGACAGCAACGCCACCGCCUCGCUGAAGAUGCUCCCAACGUUUGUCCGCUCCAUCCCGGAUGGAACGGAGAAAGGAGAUUUCAUCGCGUUGGAUCUGGGAGGCAGCGCGUUCCGGAUCCUCCGUGUCAAAGUGAGCCACGAGAACAGGCAGACCGUUGAGAUGGAGAGCGAGACCUACGACACGCCGGAUGAAAUCAUGCACGGCAGCGGAACCAGACUGUUCGACCACGUGGCGGAGUGUCUCGGAAACUUCAUGGAGAAACACAAGAUCAAAGACAAGAAGCUCCCAGUUGGCUUUACCUUCUCCUUCCCCUGCCGACAGAAAAAGCUGGACGAGGGAUAUUUGAUAAAAUGGACAAAACGCUUCAAAGCCAGCGGUGUGGAAGGGGCGGAUGUCGUCCAGCUGCUCAACAAAGCCAUUGAAAAACGAGGAGACUACGAGGCCGACAUCAUGGCGGUGGUGAACGACACCGUGGGAACGAUGAUGACCUGCGGCUUUGAUGACCAGCGCUGCGAAGUCGGCAUCAUCAUCGGAACCGGCACCAACGCCUGCUACAUGGAGGAGCUGCGUCACAUCGACCUGGUGGAGGGAGACGAGGGCCGCAUGUGCGUUAACACCGAGUGGGGCGCGUUCGGGGACGACGGCAGUCUGGAGGACCUCAGGACGCAGUUCGACAUCGAGAUAGACCGAGGUUCUCUCAACCCGGGCAAACAGCUCUUUGAGAAGAUGAUCAGUGGGAUGUACAUGGGGGAGCUGGUGCGCCUCAUCCUGGUGAAGAUGGCCCGAGACGGGAUGCUGUUUGAGGGAAGAAUCACUCCAGAGCUUCUGACCAAAGGCACACUUCAGACCAAACACAUCUCAGCAAUGGAGAAGAGUAAGGAAGGUUUAAUCAAAGCAAAAGAGAUUUUAAGUCAACUUAGUCUGGAACCGUCUGAAGAGGACUGCACCGCUGUACAGCAUGUGGGUAUUCUCGCAAAAAAAUACAACUUGCAUUACUUUGUAUAUGAAUCAGUAUAUACAGUUUAAUAAACAAAAAUGAAAUAAACUAUCUAAUAAGUUCUGCAAGAAAACAGCAGAAGCAUUAAAACUGCAGGAUAAUGUAACGCCAAGAGAAAAAUGGUUUACCAGACUCAACCUGAACUAUCCUCUGUAAAUCCAGGACUCUGGACUUUUUACAACACGUGUUAAACUGGAGGCCCACAGGCCAAAUCCAGCCCAUCUUUGUGUCAUGUUUGCCAAAAUCGUUGAUUCAAAAGAACUCAUGGCCCAAAAAAACAAGAACAAAACUAAAAUAAAACAGAUAAAGUCCUCAUUGUAGACACUAAACAUACAAAUGUUUUUCCAGGUUUACUAUAUUCAAAGAAAGGCAUCUUGUUUUGUUUUCUGUCAUAAAAACAAUAUAGCAUCUGUCAUAAACACGAUAUAACAUCUGUCAUAAACACGACAUGACAUCUGUCAUUAACACAAUACAACAUCUGUCAAACACGAUACAACAUCUGUCAUAAACACGAUAAAACAUCUGUCAAAAACACGAUAUAACGUCAUAAACACGAUACAGCAUCUGUCAUAAACACGAUACAACAUUUGUCAAACACGAUACAUCUAUCAUAAACACGAUACAUCUGUCAUAAACACGAUACAUCUGUCAUAAACACAAUAACGUGUCAUAAACACGAUACAUCUGUCAUGAACUCUAUACAACAUCUGUCAUGAACUCUAUACAACAUCUGUCAUGAACUCUAUACAAAAUCUGUCAUAAACUCUAUACAACAUCUGUCAUAAACACGACACAGCGUCUGUCAUAAACAUGACACGUCUGUCCUAAACACGACAUGUCAGUCAUAAACACGACACAACGUCUGUCAUAAACACGACAAAAUGUAUGUCCUAAACACGACACAUCUGUCAUAAACACGACAACAUUUGUCAUGAACACGAUACAGCAUCUGUCAUAAACACGAUACAUCUGUCAUGAACACGACACAGCGUCUGUCAUAAAGACGACACAGUGUCUGUCAUAAACACGACACGUCUGUCAUAAACACGAUACAGCGUCUGUCAUGAUUACGACACGUCUGUCAUAAACACGACACAAUGUGUCAUGAAGACGACACAACGUGUCAUAAACACGACACAGCGUCUGUCAUAAACACGACACAGCGUCUGUCAUAAACACGACAUGUCUGUCCUAAACACGACAUGCACGACACAACGUCUGUCAUAAACACGACAAAAUGUAUGUCCUAAACACGACACGUCUGUCAUAAACACGACAAAAUGUAUGUCCUAAACACGACACGUCUGUCAUAAACACGACACAAGUGUCAUAAACACGACAUCUGUCAUAAACACGACACAUUUGUCAUAAACACGAUACAGCAUCCGUCAUAAACACGAUACAUCUGUCAUAAACUCUAUACAACAUCAGUCAUGAACACGACACAGCAUCUGUCAUAAACUCGACAGCGUCUGUCAUAAACACGACAAAAUGUUUCAU
Messenger RNA from Poecilia reticulata (guppy), 3015 nucleotides. Lineage: Eukaryota; Metazoa; Chordata; Actinopteri; Cyprinodontiformes; Poeciliidae. The record is from RefSeq and is a predicted model, not a curated record.